CAGUAGCGGCAGCAGCGGCAGUGUGUCUAGGAUGUCCUCCCCUGGUGUCCUCGCUGUGCUGCGGGUCCUGUGUGUGUUGUCGUUGUGGGACGCGGCGUCUCCGCUGGACACUGGGAUGCUCUUCCCCCGAGAGUCUUCCUCCAGGGAGCUGAAGGAGCUGAACGGGCUGUGGGUCUUCCGGGCUGACAAGUCCACGGACAGGAACCAGGGCUUCCAAAAAGCUUGGUACAAAAGUCCCCUGGCAGAGACUGGCCCAGUGAUUGACAUGCCGGUACCCGCCAGCUACAAUGACAUCACCCAGGAUGCCACACUGAGAGACUUCAUUGGCUGGGUGUGGUAUGAGCGAGAGGUGAUGGUGCCUGCCCGCUGGAUCACCGAUGAGGGAAUUAGAGUGGUUCUCAGAGUGGGGAGCGCUCACUAUUAUUCAGUGGUGUGGGUGAACGGGGUGCAAGUGGCAGAGCAUGACGGUGGCCAUCUUCCCUUUGAGGCAGAGAUAGGCAGUGUAAUCCGCAAAGAUCCGACUAUGCCGUGCAGGAUUACCAUCGCUGUUAACAACACUCUGACUCUACAGACUCUUCCUCCAGGAAUCAUCCAGCACAUGAACGACCCCACCAAGUAUCCUGCUGGGUUUUUCGUGCAAAACAUCUACUUUGAUUUCUUCAACUAUGCUGGGAUACAUCGUUCCGUGUUGCUGUAUACAACUCCUAAAGCUUAUGUGGAUGACAUCACUGUGGUGACUGACUUCUUGGAUAACACUGGUCUGGUCAAAUACAAAGUAUCAGUCCAAGGUGCUGCAACGGCUUCCCUGAAGGUCACUUUGAUGGACAAAAACCGCCGCUGUGUGGCCUCCUCCAACGAGUCAACUGGAGUGCUCAAAGUGAAAGAUGUCAACCUGUGGUGGCCGUACUUGAUGCACGAGACUCCAGCUUAUCUUUACUCUAUGGAGGUUCGCUUGAAGGCAGCUGAUGAAAGAUCAACAUAUGAGGAUGUCUAUAGUCUGCCAGUUGGCAUCCGCACUGUCAACGUUACCAGCACCCAGUUCCUCAUAAACAACAAGCCCUUCUAUUUCCAUGGAGUCAAUAAACAUGAGGACUCUGACAUCAGAGGAAAAGGCUUUGACUGGCCCCUGAUUGUCAAGGACUUCAAUUUACUCAAGUGGUUGGGGGCCAACUCCUUCCGCACCAGCCACUACCCUUAUGCGGAGGAGAUCCUGCAGAUGUGUGACCGUCACGGCAUCGUGGUGAUUGAUGAGUGUCCAGGGGUGGGCAUUAAAGAUAUUCGUAGCUUUGGAAACGCCUCCCUGGCUCAUCACCUGGUUGUCAUGGACGAGCUUGUUCGUCGGGACAAGAACCAUCCCUCUGUGGUCAUGUGGUCAGUAGCCAAUGAGCCAGCAGCGGAGAUGCCACCAGCUGAAUUUUAUUUCAAGACAUUGAUAAUGCACACUAAAGCUCUGGACCCCACCCGGCCUGUCACUUACAUCACAGACAGUAACUACGCCAGGGACAAGGGGGCUCCCUACGUGGAUGUCAUCUGUGUAAACAGUUACUUCUCCUGGUAUCAUGAUCCAGGUCACUUGGAGGUCAUCCCCAUACAGCUCAACAACCAGUUUGAGAGCUGGUAUGGGAAGUACCAGAAACCCAUCAUCCAGAGUGAAUAUGGAGCAGAUGCAGUGCCAGGGCUCCACAGUGAUCCACCCGUGAUGUUUACGGAGGAGUAUCAGAAUGUAGUCCUACAGAGUUACCAUGAUGUGUUCGACCAGAAGAGGAAGCAGUAUGUCAUUGGUGAACUAAUCUGGAACUUUGCCGACUUCAUGACUGUACAAGGGAUCACCCGUGUUGUGGGCAACAAGAAGGGCGUUUUCACCAGGCAAAGGCAGCCCAAAGCAGCAGCAUUCGUCCUGAAGGAGAGGUACUGGAGACUGGCCAAUGAAACUGGGAGACUUCCUCCUUGGACCAAAUAUCCCUGCUCCCUUUGACACCCACCAGUGUUGAGACACCCAGUCCAGGACAGACUUGAUCCCAUGAAAGCACAGCAACUUAUGGAAAAAAUGCUGGUAAAAUUCAGUCAGUUAAUUUAAGCACAUAUGAAACAUUUCCUUUGAAACCAUUUCAAUGCCUACAUAUGAAGUCAAACCACCAUGAAACACAACUAAGCUGUGCUAUUCCUGUGGUGUGUAUUUCCUUAACAAAACCAUCAACACUAUAAGCAGAUGUUCCAGAAAUCAACUGUUAACAUGUAAGCAAUGUUUGAUUCUGAUAUGAAAUUUUGCCUCUAGUGCCUCAUCGAUAAUGUAAUUCACAAUUAGCUGCUUUAAUAUGGGUUUGAUGGACAGCUAAUAUUGUGAUGCGGGUCUCCUCAGGUCACCUGAAUGUAGACCGAGGACAUUUAUUUAGCUGUUACAGGUGGUGCUUUCCUUUGUGAUAUCAUGAAAAAGUCAAGAUCAAUAAAAUGAUUGGGUACAAUCAUUUUUGUGAUAAACUCUGACCUUUCCUCUGGUCAGGUGAUGAAAGACACUGUAAUGGAAAGGGACACUAUCUCUACUUUCCUUUCCUCUAUGUCUUUUGUU
Scomber japonicus (chub mackerel) is the source of this 2566-nucleotide messenger RNA. It is a transcript of the gene gusb, whose product is annotated as glucuronidase, beta. The record is from RefSeq and is a predicted model, not a curated record. Gene Ontology annotation, biological process: glucuronoside catabolic process; carbohydrate metabolic process. Bases 32 to 1975 code for a protein of 647 amino acids. The transcript has 12 exons. Gene Ontology annotation, molecular function: carbohydrate binding; beta-glucuronidase activity. NCBI's taxonomy places the organism in Eukaryota, Metazoa, Chordata, Actinopteri, Scombriformes, Scombridae.